AUGAGUGACGCUCUCUGUGGCCCAUCCAACGCCUUGCAAAACUUUCAGAAACAUGCCUCCGUUGAUAGGACACUGCAGCAGGAUAGACUGAUUUCGCGGCGAUCACCUUCCCAGGGCUUUCGGUCACAAAAUUUCAACGAUGGUAUCCUGGACCCUGAGUUCGCUGCCUUCGAAUCCAAUCUAGCAGGAACGCCGCUCCCUGAUCUACAAAAUCCGGCCCACUUCCUUACGCCCUCACCCCACUUCGCAGUGCACAACCAUGCGGAGGACCACAACUGGGCAACGGACUUCCAGAAUUUGCAGAUAUCAGGUCCCUCGCCUCUAGCUCAUCAGCAAGCUAGCAUGGCUUCGGCUUCGGCACCCACACUUGCACAGCAUGUGAAUUCUUCCCCAUCGGUACAAAACAUGACAACUAGUCAGCUACUACCGACGGAAGCGUUCGAUGAGUCUGCCUUUGAGGCUGCGUUCGAACAAGCUAGGGCGGAUUUAGCGUCACAGACAGCUGACCACACGCAAGAAGUUACCCAUGAGAUUACUCAGCUGGAUAAUACUGCUACUUCUCAAGCUCAAGAGCCUAUCAGGAUUGGGUCGGAUACCAUACUUCAGCCUGUCAAGGAUGACGCGCGAGUACAUUUAAAUGAUGCAGAUGAGCUUGCCCGAACGGCAGGGCAAUUACUGGAAAGCGUCAGCCACGAUCACAGCCGGAAGUUUCGCGAGAGUAAUUUUCUUGCUCUGAUGCGCCGUAUUCGAGACCGCGAGGUCCACAUCGAAGGAGAUGAGUUUCGUGAAAGUUCGCAGCCUCUACAUCCUGGUGGCAAGUAUUAUCCCGAAGGAAAGACACAUACACAGCAAGAGCAAAGUCCGUCUAUGAUGACAAAGAAUCAUAAUGAGAGGAGAUAUGUAGAGUCAGUCUAUGGAGACUCGAUUCAUCCACUACCUAUGGUUACAGAAGAUGAAACACCCAAUAUUGCAUCUCAUGCGGACAUAGUCAACGGCUUAGGCACAGGAGGGGAGGAUCAAUCUCUUCAUGAAAGCUGGAUGUUUGGUGAUCGCUGGGCCUGA
This is a messenger RNA of Aspergillus alliaceus, 1062 nucleotides long. RefSeq names its product protein pex20 (gene pex20). The record is from RefSeq and is a predicted model, not a curated record. Gene Ontology annotation, biological process: protein import into peroxisome matrix, docking. Bases 1 to 1062 code for a protein of 353 amino acids. The transcript has 5 exons. NCBI's taxonomy places the organism in Eukaryota, Fungi, Ascomycota, Eurotiomycetes, Eurotiales, Aspergillaceae. Gene Ontology annotation, cellular component: cytosol; peroxisomal membrane.